GCUUAUCUUGCAGAUCAUCUUAUUCGAUAUCAAAGACGUAGUGUUCAAGGGUUUGAGAGAACUGAUUGUAAAGCGUUCAACUACUACUACAACACACCCUAAAUUGCAAAGAGGUAGAACUAUAGCUCAGAAGUAUGUCGGAGCUCCAAUACCUCCAAGUCCAGCGUGGGCAAGUGCAUGAUGCCAUAGCCCACUCUGACUGGGCCAAGAAGAAGCUGAUAUGGAUCCCUCACCAGGACCAAGGGUUUGUGCAGGCGAGCAUCGUGAAUGAGACUGGAGAGGAGUUGACAGUGUCCAUCAAUGGACAGAAGUCCAAGGUCAACAAGGACGAGGCCCAGAAGAUGAAUCCUCCGAAGUUUGACAAGGUCGAGGAUAUGGCAGAGCUGUCGUUUCUGAACGAGGCUAGCGUCUUGCACAACCUCACCAGCCGCUACUACUCUGGACUCAUCUACACGUACUCCGGCCUGUUCUGCGUGGUGGUCAACCCCUACCGUCUCUACCCAAUCUACACGGAAAAGGUCAUUGACCUCUACCGUGGCAAGAAGCGUCAUGAAGUGCCCCCACACAUCUACGCCAUUACUGACCAGGCUUACAGGAACAUGCUGCUGGACCGUGAGGACCAAUCCAUUCUGUGCACGGGUGAGUCUGGAGCUGGUAAGACGGAGAACACCAAGAAAGUGAUUCAGUACCUAGCGGUGGUGGCUAGCUCAUCCCAUAACAGUGAUAAGAAGAAGCAGCUGCAGAGGAAGGCCAGCUCUUCCCUCGUCACCAAGGCAGGACUGAGUAUGACCCAAGGUGAACUAGAGUCCCAGCUGCUACAGGCCAACCCCAUCCUCGAGGCUUUCGGCAACGCCAAGACCAUCAAGAAUGACAACUCCUCACGUUUUGGUAAAUUCAUCAAGAUCAACUUUGACCAGAGCGGUUUCAUCGCUGGAGCCAACAUUGAUACCUACCUGCUGGAGAAGUCUCGUGCCGUCCACCAGUCCUCGGAUGAGCGAACCUUCCACAUCUUCUACCAGCUUAUCUGCGGGAUGAGCCCGGCGGAGAAGAAAGAGUUCAUUGUUGAGGACCCGAAGACGUACAAGUUCCUCGCCAACGGCAACCUUCCUGUGCCUGGGGUGAACGAUGCCCAAGAGUUUGAGGACACGAAGGAGGCCAUGGUCAUCAUGGGCAUGACCGACGAGGAGCAAUCCUCCGUGUUUCGUGUGGUGUCGGCAGUCCUCCACUUUGGCAACAUGGUGUUCAAGCAGGAGCGUUCCUCCGAUCAGGCCAUGCUACCUGACAACACAGUGGCUCAGAAGAUCUGCAAACUAUUGGGCAUGUCCGUGACAGACUUCACCAAGGCGAUGCUCAAACCUCGCAUCAAGACAGGACGAGAGUUCACUGUCAAGGCACAGUCCAAGACCCAGGUUGAGUUUGCCAGUCAGGCGCUGGCCAAGGCUCUCUACGAGCGUCUCUUCAAGUGGGUCGUGUUCCGUGUCAACAAGUCUCUUGACCGCACCAUCCGCUCUGGCUCCUCUUUCAUCGGCAUCUUGGACAUUGCUGGUUUUGAGAUCUUCAAGACCAACUCGUUUGAGCAGAUGUGUAUCAACUACACAAACGAGAAGCUUCAGCAGUUGUUCAACCACACCAUGUUCGAACUGGAGCAGGAAGAGUACAAGGUGGAGGGCAUCGAGUGGACCUUCAUCGACUUUGGCCUCGACCUACAACCGUGUAUCGACCUCAUUGAGAAGCCGAUGGGUAUCCUCUCACUGCUGGACGAGGAGUGCUGGUUCCCCAAGGCCACAGACAAGAGCUACGUGGAGAAGGUUCAUCGUGAGCACAACGCCAACAGCAAGUACUCCAAGCCAGACUUCAGGGCCAAGGCUGACUUCACACUCAUGCACUACGCAGGAAACGUGGACUACGUGUGUGAGUCGUGGCUGAUGAAGAACAUGGACCCCCUCAACGACAACGUGGUGUCUCUGCUGGCUAACUCGAGCGACACCUUCGUGUCCAGCCUCUGGAAGGACACAGCCAACAUUGUCAGCAUGGGGGUGGGCGCCGAGAGUGCAGGGUCAAAGUUCGGAGCACAAAAAACACGCAAGGGCAUGUUCAGGACAGUCGGACAGCUGUACAAGGAGCAACUGGCUAACUUGAUGGGUACCCUUCACCAGACACAGCCUCAUUUUGUUCGCUGCAUCAUUCCCAACCACGAGAAAAAGGCUGGUAAGAUCCAGGCUCACCUGGUGCUGGACCAGCUGCGAUGCAACGGAGUGCUGGAGGGGAUCAGGAUCUGUCGGCUCGGUUUCCCCAAUCGAAUCCUCUUCCAAGAGUUCAGACAGCGCUAUGAGAUCCUAACACCAGGGGUCAUCCCCAAGGGCUUCAUGGACGGCAAGAAGGCUGCCGAGGACAUGCUGAAGGCACUGGACCUGGACCCUGCCUCGUAUCGUAUUGGGCACUCGAAGGUGUUCUUCCGUGCUGGUGUGUUGGCUCAACUGGAGGAGGAGAGGGACAUCAAGCUCACUGAGGUCAUUAUCAGUCUCCAGGCACGCUGUCGUGGCUAUCUCGGCAGAAAGGCGUACCAGAAACGUAUGGAGCAGUUCCGUGCUAUCCGCAUCAUUCAACGCAACGUGCAGAGUUACCUGAAGCUACGCAACUGGCAAUGGUGGCGUCUGUUCACAAAGGUCAAGCCUCUCCUACAAGUGACCAACGCAGAGGAACAGAAGAGAGAGAUGGAGGAAGAUAUAAAGCGACUCAACGAUCGUCAUGAGAAACUCAACUUCGAACUCUCAGACCUUGGAAAGAAAAAUGAGCAGGUUCUCCUCGAGAACCAACGUCUAGAGGACUCUCUUCGAGAAGAGAAGUUCCUUACCCAAGAAGCGGAGGAGAUGAGGAACAUUCUUUCUCAGAAGAAGAUAGAGCUGGAGUCGAUGAUCCAAGAGGCAGAAGUUCGCCUCGAGGAACAGGAAGAGGUCAACGCUCAGAUGCAAGCUGAGAAGAGCAAACUCACGAAUGAAAUCCACGGACUUGAGGAACAGCUUGAGGAGGAGGGAGCCAAUAAUCAGAAGCUGCUCACAGAGAGGGCAGCUGCCGAGAGCAAGAUCAAAGGACUCGAGGAACAAAUGACACUCAGCGAGGACAACGUUUCCAAGCUGUCUCGAGACAAGAAGACGCUUGAGGAGAAGCUCGGGGAGACCCAGACUGCACUUGAGACGGAGGAAAACAAGUCGAAACAAGAGCAUCGUCAACGAGUUAAACUUGAGUCCAACCUACAAGACGUAGAGGAGAAGCUGGACAGGGAGACCAAUCGUCGCAACGAACUUGAGAAAGAGAAGCACAAGUCCCAACAAGAGACAGCAGAUCUUCAGGAACAGCUGGCCCAGGCCCGACAGAGGAUCGAGGAUCUUGAGAGCCAAGUGGCUCGACUUCAGAAAGAACUAACCGCCAUGACUGCAAAGGCCGAGGAGGAGGCCGCUGCUCGUGUUAAACUGGAGAAGGAGAAACGAGAGCUCCUGGCACAGCUACAGGAGACACAGGACGACCUUGAAUCCGAACGUGAGGGACGUGCUCGAGCAGAGAAACAACGUAGACAACUUAACGAAGAAUUAGAGUCCCUCCGAGACUCCCUCGAGGUGUCAGAAAGCUCGACAGUUGCCCAACAGGAGAUUCGAACCCAGCGGGAGAACGAACUCGCUCAGUUCAAGAAACAGCUGGAGGAUGAGACGGCCAAUCACGAGUCCACCGUCGCUAGCAUGAGGUCCAAGAAUAACAAGGCAAUGGAGGACCUCAACGAUCAGCUGGAGGCAGCAAAGAAAUCUAAGCAGAAUCUCGAGAAGGCCAAGCACAACCUUGACGUUGAGAAGCAGUCUCUGGAGCAAGACCUUCGCGAGAUGACCACUUCCUUCCAAGAGAGUGACAAGAGGAGGAAGAACACUGAGUCAGCUCUCAGUGAGGCACAGUCUCGUAUCACGGAGGACACUUCUAAGAUACAGGAGCUCAGCUCACAGAACGCCAGGAUGUCUGGUGAAAACUCUACUCUGAACAGUCAGUUGGAGGACUUGGAUCGCAAGCAAUCCGGUUCAGACAAAUUGGUCAAGAACCUCAACGAACAGUUGGAAGAGCUUCGAGAGCAACUGCAAGAAGAGACACGGGCUAAGAUUUCCGGGUCCAACAAACAGAAACAGCUGGUUGAUGAAGUAGAACGCCUUCAGGGACAACUAGAGGACGAGGAGGAAGCUAAAGCCUCCCUCCAGAGCAAGGUGGUCAGCCUCACGCAACAGCUGGCGGACGCUAAGAAACGCUCUGACGAUGACCAGGUUGAUAUUGAGGAGCUACAAGCAGCCAAACGUAAACAAGACAAAGAAAUGGAGGCACUCAACGAUCGUAUAGAAGAGGUCAAGGCCGAGGCUCAGAAGGCACUAAAGAGCAAGAAGAAAGUGCAGGAAGAGCUUGACGACCUGAACCUGAACUUUGAGAACACUCGCAGUCAAAUCUCAAGCCUUGAGAAGAAACAGAAGAAGUUUGACAGCCAGCUGGCCGAGCAACAAGCCCUUGCCGAUAAGAAUGCAGGUGACAGAGACACAGCUGAAGCCCGCGCCCGUCAGGCCGAGACCAAGUCCCUCUCUCUUCAGAGGGAACUGGAUGAGCUCCAAGACAAACUAGACGAGGUCGAUCGAAUGAGGAAACAGCUACAGUCUGAGAGAGACGGCCUGGUGGAGUCCAAGGAUGAUGUCGGUAAGAAUGUCCACGAGUUGGCCAAGGCUAAGAAAGCGCUCGAGGCACUGCUGGAGGAACAGAAGCAGCUGCUGGAGGAGAAUGAGUUGCAGGUUGUGGAGGAUGCCAAGCUCAGGCUUGAGGUAAAUCUACAAGCUGCCAAGAGCAACUUUGAGCGUGAACUGGGCCAGAAAGAGGAGGCAGCUGAGGAGGGUCGUCGCAGCCUCAUCAAACAGCUGCGUGAGUUGGAACAGUCUCUAGAAGACGAGAGGAAGAACCGCUCCAUUGCUCAGAACGAGAAGAAAAAAAUGGAGUCUGAGCUGGCCGAUAUCGAGGGACAGAUUGACGCCGAGGCAAAGGGACGUGAAGACGCUCAGAAGAUGUACAAGAAAGCACAGGCUCAGUUUAAGGAGUCUCAGUCGAAGGUAGACAAUGCCAACCGCUCUCGUGACGAACUAGCCACUCGACUGAAGGACUUGGAGAAGAAGGUACGCAACCUUGAGGCAGAUGUGACCCAGACACAAGAAGAGAAGACUGGGGCCGAGAAGGCUCGUAGGAAUGCCGAGGGUGAGAGGGAUGAUCUACAGGACGAGUUGACCUCUGCCAAUGCCAAAGCUACGGCUCUCUCUGAGGAGAAACGUCGCCUCGAGGGCAAGCUUGCCACUCUGGAAGAAGACUUCGAAGAGGAGCAGCUGGCCAGUGAGACUGCCCAGGAGAAGACCUCCAAACUACAGCAACAGGCCGACCAGCUCGCAGGAGAGGUGUCUCAGCUACAAGGGGCCGUUUCCAGGGCUGAGAAAGCCAAGAGCCAGCUCGAGAAACAGGUGAAAGAUCUCCGUGAGAAGGUAGAGGAGGCAGAGUCCUUUGGUGCUCACAGGGUGAAGGCACAGCUGUCCGCCAUGGAAGGCAGAGUCACCAGUUUGGAGGAACAGCUUGACGUAGCCACCAGGGAGCGUGCCAACGCCCACCGUACUCUUCGUCGUCAAGACAAGAAGAUGAAAGAGCUCGUGGCUAAUAUUGAGGAUGAGAGGAAGAUGGCUGAGACGUACAAGACUGACGCUGACAAGGCUCUCAGUCGCAACAGGACUCUCAAGAGGGCAGCUGAUGAAGCUGAGGAGGAAUCUGCUCGCAUCCAAACGGCCAAGAGGCGUCUCCAACGUGAAGUGGACGAACUGACAGAGCAAAAUGAGACUCUUCAGAGGGACCUGACAAAUGCAAAGAAGGCGGGUGGUGCCGGUGGUCGUCGCUUCACCAGUGGGAGCGGGUCGAGUGCCAUCCGCUCUGGGCGCAGGGGUCGUCCCGGGACUGGGGGUCAGUCGGGUCACUCAGCCAACAGCGGUGACUCUCUGGCCGAUGAUGAUGAUGAUAUGUAGACUUGGAAACUUCUAGAAGAACUUGAUAAUGUAGUUAGAAUGAAUUGUUAGCAAUUGUACACAUAUCGUGGUAGUAGGUGUUUUUAAGCUGAGAAACAAUUUGACUGUUGUAUUAUUUGUAGUCAAUAGAAGUUUUGAUCUUGUAAUUACAUUAUUUCUUGUUUGUCAAUAACAACAUUAACAUAAUAAUUUUAUUGACAUUA
This is a messenger RNA of Halichondria panicea, 6271 nucleotides long. Its product is annotated as myosin-10-like. The record is from RefSeq and is a predicted model, not a curated record. NCBI's taxonomy places the organism in Eukaryota, Metazoa, Porifera, Demospongiae, Suberitida, Halichondriidae. Gene Ontology annotation, molecular function: ATP binding; actin filament binding; microfilament motor activity. Bases 135 to 6068 code for a protein of 1977 amino acids. The transcript is spliced from 32 exons. Gene Ontology annotation, cellular component: myosin II complex; cytoplasm; myosin filament.